UGACGUCAUUAUAGCCAAGCACUCGUUUCGGGUCUUGAAAUGGAUGUUCGACAAUGUCCUAACUAUCAUACUUGUAGGAUAGAAUUGAGCGAAGGAGUAGAAAACAAGAAAGUAUAUGCAUAGAACCAGCCUACAUAAUUUUUCUAAAAAUCUAAUGGGAAAGUACUGCCAGAGAGGUAAGGUAAGCAGGGUUUAAACUGUAAUAAUGGCCCGUCAACCUAACCCUCUUAGACAACAUUGGAAACAGACUUAGGAACAGCUUGAAACCUGCAAAAAUAACCUAAAACUGGAGCCUCGAUAUAAUAAAGUAAAGAGGAGGGAACUGACAGUGAGAGGAAAAGUGUAUGAUGAAAUAUUAAAACACAAAUAAAGAUUGGACAAAACUAGAAGAAAAUAUUUAAAAUAAACUAUAUUUUUCUAUAAUAGGAAAAAGUUCAGUGAACUGGUUGUCCGAAAUAAUAGCUGAUCAUAAGAGAUGUCUAGCCUGAAGUUUCAAUGUAAAUAAUGUCAAUGUAUUCAAACACGUGUAGGUGUUUAGUAUAUUUACUAUUGGCCUCUAAGUUGACAAGGAAAGGAGAUAGGGGUUUUUUUGUGGACACAAACUGUGGAAUAUUGGUGACUGAAAAGUAAAUUAUCGCAACUGAUUUUACUUUUUAUUUUUUACUUUUCGUUUAUAUAUUCUAAGAAUUCGGUUUUGAAACAUCAUUCUCGACCUCACUUUUAAUAUAUUAUCCUUGUCUUCAGUUUGUUGUGUUUUAACACUUCCUCUGAUUCUGUAAACUAAACAAUACUGAGUAGGUGGAAAGGAAAACAUUGAGAAUGUAAACUGUUCAUACGCAGUGGUGGGAAUUGUUACUUUGGAAUCCAGAACUACAACGACGGCGAUAACUCCACCACUACUACUAUCAGUUGAGUAACAACAAUAAUAGAUCGAGACGACGGCAAGACGAACUACUAACCAAGCACUAAGAAUCAUUUUAAUACUGUAUUUCAUCGUUCUAGAUGUUAUACCUUUCGUUUAGAACGCUGAACGGGAAUACGUAAAGUGAAAACGAAAUGAGACUAUAUCACUUAAUUCAAGUCCAUGUGUAAUGUGUAUGUGUACAUAAAAACACAUAAUCCAGUCUACAGAGGAACACAAACAAGCACUGACAUAUUCCUGGCGUUUAUCAAUUACCAUAUUUAGGUUUAAGAACGACAAAACAUCCUCCAAAAUUACUUAUACAACUAAAAUCACUCAGAAAAAUGGGGGACGAGGACAACGAACUGGACGGGAAAUUACUACAACAGUUCAGCUCUAUGGGGACGACUGAUAAAGAGGUGCUCAUUGCCGAAUUCCAGAAACUACUGGGUGACCAGUUAAAUGCUGCAGGCUGUGCUUUCUUCCUUGAUAUGAACAAUUGGAAUUUGCAAGCUGCAAUUUGUUCAUAUUAUGAUUUUGAACAACCUAGUAUUCGCCUACCGUCCAUGUCUUUUGUCAAAGAUGUCACUGUUGGAGAAGGAGAGUCAGUUCCACCAAAUACUAAAUUCACUAAAACUUGGCGACUGCAAAAUUCAGGAGAUGAUAGCUGGCCACCAGGCUGCUGCUUAAAGUUUUGUUAUGGAGACCAGAUGACUCAUAUAGACAGAGUUAUGUCAGUAAGUCUUAGUCCUGGUCAAGUGACUGAUAUAAGUAUAGAUAUGGUCAGUCCUUCUAAAACAGGCAUCUACCAAGGACAGUGGCGAAUGAUAACACCAUCAGGUUGUUAUUUUGGAGAAGUAAUUUGGGUUAUAAUUAAUGUAGAUGAAGCUGGGUUAUUAGCAGUUACUCAACAGAUGUCACGAUUUGAGUUUGGCAGGCCAUCAGCACAGAACCCUUCAAAUCCAUUUGAUGUUAAUUCCCCCAAAAUCAACCACUCGGAUUCUUCUGAACUAACUGGUGCUGUAGACACCAUACAUUCCCAGGGCGUAAACCAUUAUAACAACUCUGACCAAGUUGUAUUACAUCCAACUUCUAAUCAGAACCUCCCUCUUCAUUCAUUUAUAACUCCUGAGUCAUCACCUAAAUCCAGCAAUGUUGAAGAAGAAAACCAAGAAAUGAUGAUAUCCUAGCAGUACUACAUAGCUAUCAGUUGAAAUAACUGGUGGUAUCUAAAAACUGGAGUGAACUUAAUCUAAUGACUAACAAUG
This is a messenger RNA of Octopus sinensis (East Asian common octopus), 2169 nucleotides long. Its product is annotated as protein ILRUN. Gene Ontology annotation, molecular function: ubiquitin binding. The transcript is spliced from 5 exons. Lineage: Eukaryota; Metazoa; Mollusca; Cephalopoda; Octopoda; Octopodidae. The coding region runs from base 1246 to 2091 and encodes 281 amino acids. The record is from RefSeq and is a predicted model, not a curated record. Gene Ontology annotation, cellular component: phagophore assembly site. Gene Ontology annotation, biological process: macroautophagy.